Nanorana parkeri is the source of this 1767-nucleotide messenger RNA. RefSeq names its product kelch-like protein 10. Gene Ontology annotation, molecular function: protein binding. The record is from RefSeq and is a predicted model, not a curated record. The transcript has 5 exons. The coding region runs from base 1 to 1767 and encodes 588 amino acids. Lineage: Eukaryota; Metazoa; Chordata; Amphibia; Anura; Dicroglossidae.
AUGGAAUGCAAAAUUAGUACCACAGCUUGGUCUGUAUUCAAUGACCUGAGGCUGGAGGACCAGUUUUGUGAUGCCAUCAUUAAGGUGGAUGACGUUGAGUUCAGAGUUCAUAAGAUCAUCCUUUCUGGAUGUAGCUCUUACUUUAGGGCCUUGUUUGCCAAAAGAUGGAACGAUGAAGACAAAAAAUUCUAUAACAUCCCCGAAAUCGCUCCAGACAUUAUGAGGAUGAUCAUUGAGUAUGCCUACCACCGAAAAGUGACCAUCACCAAUGACAAUGUCAAUAAACUUUUUAUUGCCGCCGACCGCUUCAAUGUCCUGGGAGUAGUCCGCCGGUGCUCCAAAUUUCUUAUUGGCCGACUGUGUGCGGAGAACUGCGUUGCCAUCAGCAGGCUUUCCAAACACUUGUGCUGCCCAGAGCUGAGCCACAAGGCUUAUGAAUACAUCUUACGUAACUUCCAGGAUGUAGUGAUGGCCUCGGAGGAGUUUCUAGACAUGCCAGUUACAGAGUUACAAGACUUAAUUCAAAGAGAUGAGCUCAAUGUUAAGCAGGAAGAGGUUGUCUUUGAAGCUAUUGUAAAAUGGAUUAAUCGGAACCCAGCAGAUCGUAGUCAUCAAAUUGCCAUUCUUUUGCCUAAGGUUCGAAUGGCGUUAAUGGAAUCUGAAUACUUUAUAAACAAUGUCAAGACCAACGUCUAUGUAAAUAACAACGAAGAAUGCAAAGCCAUUAUUAUGGAAGCAUCAAUAGCUAUGCACAAGCUGAACAUGAAUGGACUCUGCAACUCUGUUUUUACCAAACUACUGACUAGGCCACGUCUGCCCUGUGAAGUGUUGCUCGCCAUCGGCGGCUGGAGUGGCGAAAGCCCUACAAAUGCCAUUGAGUCUUACGACUGUAGAGCUGGCUGCUGGAUUGAUGUAAUUUGUGACGAGGAAAGCCCCAGAGCUUAUCAUGGCAUGGCGUACCUAAACGGUUAUGUAUACCUCAUCGGAGGUUUUGAUGGUAUAGACUAUUUCAACAGCGUAUCAAGGUUUGAUCCAGUCAGUAACAUAUGGCAGCAAGUUGCACCAAUGAAUUGCAAAAGAUGCUACGUUAGCGUGACUGUCCUGAACAAUUGCAUCUAUGCCAUGGGCGGGUCUGAUGGCAACAUGCGCCUGAGCUCUGCAGAGUGUUACAACCCAGAAACAAACCAAUGGAGUUUAAUUCCUCCAAUGAAUGAACAAAGAAGCGAUGCAAAGGCCACCACUCUUAAUGGCAAGAUCUAUAUAUGUGGCGGGUACGAUGGCGACGAAUGCUUGAGUACAGCAGAAAUGUAUUGCCCGGUAACCAACCAAUGGAGGAUGAUUGCGUUCAUGAGCACCCAACGCACUGGUCUUGGAGUUGCUGCCUAUGGAGAUCAAGUGUAUGCGGUUGGAGGAUUUGACGGCAAUGAAAGAUUGAGGACUGCAGAAGCAUAUAACCCAGCCAACAACACUUGGCACGAGAUACCACUUAUGUUCACUGGUCGCAGCAACUUUGGGAUCGAAGUCCUGGAUAACCGUCUUUAUGUGAUCGGAGGUUUCAAUGGAACUGACACCACCUCUGAGGCUGAAUGCUACGAUGAUAAGACAAACGAGUGGUACGACAUCCACAGCAUGAACAUCGUCCGUAGCGCCCUGAGCUGCUGUACCAUUCCCAACCUUCCCAACGUUCGGGAUUAUGCUGCUCGAGAAGAUUCCUUCAGCAAUGAGGAAGCGGUGGAGUUACUAUCUGUCAGUCCUCUGCCAGUGUGA